GAGACAGCGGGACGUCCCAGCUGUGUCUGCGGGAGGUGGACAUUGACCGGACCAGUAUGGGGAAACUUUCUGGAUCUGAAUCCAUCUCAGACUCUGCAUCAGGUGUGCCACCGAAGAAGAACCCCUCAGCGAUGGAGGACGGAGAAAGAGAUGAAGAAGAGCCGGUACUGGAGAUCUGUGCCAGAUUCCUUGCUUCGCCAUCAGGGCAGGACCCUCCCUCCGAUACUCCUCAGCAGCAGCUGGACGCGCAGGGCAGAGGAUCUAAAAGCACCGCUUUGUUCUGGAGGCCACAUUUGAGAACGUUUUGGCUGAAUGCAUGCAAACACACACACACACACACACACACACACACACACACACACACACGAGAACACGGCCGUAAUUACAGGUCGCGCCUGCAGUCUCGCAGUGUGAGGACCAGGAGAGUGAGGGGAGAAGCAGAACAGGGAAUCACCAAGCUGAAGUGCAGGAGGAUAAACAGGAGGGGAAGCCAAAACACCAGCAAUGGCAGAAUGGUCCCAAUCAUUGAUUAAUGAUCAAUCGUGGACUAAUACAAAAUUCCACCAAUUAAUUUUUUGCCAAAACUGAACUAAAUUAAAUAUUUGGUGAUUUGAAAUAUUUGCCAACAACUGAACUUUAAAAAAAAAAAAAUGAUUGCUUUCAUUCAUUCAAGCAGCCACUUUAAAAAUCCUUUGUUCAACAAACCUGUUACACUAUACACUAAAUGUCUGAAAAACUUAGCAACCUAAAAUAUUUGGGUGAAAAUGGCAAAAUAAAGAAAAAAGUAUUUGAUGUAUUUCGGGUUGCAAAUAUUUGGUGCAUCCCUAAUGUCUUGUGUUAGUGGGCCUCUUAAGACUAAUGAAAAUUCCCAGUAUUACAAUGGGAUCAAAGUAUUCCUUCAUAUUUAGACAGUCAAACACUGGCUCUGACACUGCAGCAGUCAGACUGAAGAUGUAAACGUACAGAAUUCAUCAGCACCCUGUGUUAGUGUUGCCCUGUCUGACUGUGGGCCAGCAAUCAUUUACACACACAAAGCACAAACUCCAGCACAGCGACGUCUUCAUGAGAGCACACACUGAGGGAGCUUCUACAGGCAUGUGAAACAUUAACUGCCCACGCUAAUAUGGCGCGGGCUGAUACUCUGCACGUCCCAUUGAGCGAUCCUCAACCGCCGGAUGCUUCCACGAUGAGUCAGCAGCUCUUUCCGAACCAUGUGCUAUGAAGAAACGCCUGCAUUGCUAUGUCUAGAACACAGGGACGGCUGGGGAGGACAUUAUGCCAGCCAUUCACUGACCUUUGUUUCCACUUGGCAACAUAAAAUCCUUCCUACUUUAUACAUGUAAGGAUCCAUGUAUUGCCAUCUCAAUUUUAAGAUCAAAGCUUGUUUCAUUUUUCAAGAAUUGAAAAACUGACCAUCUUAAUUACUUAGCCAUUAAUCUUAAUAUUUCAUAAUAAAGGGCUCUUUGAAAUCUACUGAAAAUUGUG
Astyanax mexicanus (Mexican tetra) is the source of this 1485-nucleotide messenger RNA. RefSeq names its product dynein axonemal intermediate chain 3-like. The transcript has 3 exons. The coding region runs from base 57 to 533 and encodes 158 amino acids. NCBI's taxonomy places the organism in Eukaryota, Metazoa, Chordata, Actinopteri, Characiformes, Acestrorhamphidae. The record is from RefSeq and is a predicted model, not a curated record.